CUCUCCCCGCGCCCCCGCCUCCCAGGAAGGGGCGGGUCCCCGAGACGGGUGGGGCCGGAGCUCCAAGCUGGUUUGAACAAGCCUUGGGCAUGUUUGGCGGGAAGUCGGCUUAGCUCGGCUACCUAUGGCCCCAGAGUUUUGUAGUCCCCGCCUUGUUUCUCCCCAGAGGCCUCUCAAUCCUCCCUCCAUGAUCUUCGCAUAGAGCACAGUACCCUCUCGCACGGAGGACGAGAUGGCUCCCAAGAAACGCCCAGAAACCCAGAAGACCUCCAAGAUUGUAUUACGCCCCAGGAGCAAGAGGAGCAGGAGUCCCCGGGAGCUGGAGCCCGAGGCCAAGAAGCUCUGUGCGAAGGGCUCCGGUCCUAGCAGAAGAUGUGACUCAGACUGCCUCUGGGCGGGGCUGGCUGGCCCACAGAUCCUGCCACCAUGCCGCAGCAUCGUCAGGACCCUCCACCAGCAUAAGCUGGGCAGAGCUUCCUGGCCAUCUGUCCAGCAGGGGCUCCAGCAGUCCUUUUUGCACACUCUGGAUUCUUACCGGAUAUUACAAAAAGCCGCCCCCUUUGACAGGAGGGCUACAUCCUUGGCAUGGCACCCGACUCACCCCAGCACCGUGGCUGUGGGUUCCAAAGGGGGAGAUAUCUUGCUCUGGAAUUUUGGCAUCAAGGACAAACCCACCUUCAUCAAAGGGAUUGGAGCUGGAGGGAGCAUCACUGGGCUGAAGUUUAACCCUCUCAAUACCAACCAGUUUUACGCCUCCUCAAUGGAGGGAACAACUAGGCUGCAAGACUUUAAAGGCAACAUUCUACGAGUUUUUGCCAGCUCAGACACCAUCAACAUCUGGUUUUGUAGCCUGGAUGUGUCUGCCAAUAGCCGAAUGGUGGUCACAGGAGACAAUGUGGGGAAUGUGAUCCUGCUGAACAUGGACGGCAAAGAGCUUUGGAAUCUCAGAAUGCACAAAAAGAAAGUGACGCAUGUGGCCCUGAACCCAUGCUGUGAUUGGUUCCUGGCCACAGCCUCCGUAGAUCAAACAGUGAAAAUCUGGGACCUGCGCCAGGUUAGAGGGAAAGCCAGCUUCCUCUACUCGCUGCCGCACAGGCAUCCUGUCAACGCAGCUUGUUUCAGUCCGGAUGGAGCCCGGCUCCUGACCACGGACCAGAAGAGCGAGAUCCGAGUUUACUCUGCCUCCCAGUGGGAUUGCCCCCUGGGCCUCAUCCCGCACCCUCACCGUCACUUCCAGCACCUCACACCCAUCAAGGCGGCCUGGCAUCCUCGCUACAAUGUCAUUGUCGUCGGCCGAUACCCAGAUCCUAAUUUCAAAAGUUGUACUCCCUAUGAAAUGAGGACAAUCGAUGUGUUCGAUGGAAACUCAGGGAAGAUGAUGUGUCAGCUCUACGACCCAGAAUCUUCUGGCAUUAGUUCGCUCAAUGAGUUCAAUCCUAUGGGGGACACGCUGGCCUCUGCAAUGGGUUACCACGUUCUCAUUUGGAGCCAGGAGGAAGCCAGGACACGGAAAUGAGAGACACUAAAGAAGGUGUGGGCCAGACAAGGCCUUGGAGCCCACACAUGAGGUCAAGUCCUACAAGAAGAGGUGGCAAUUUGUUAAAGGGCCUAAAGUAUCCACAUGUAGGGUUGGAGCAGGGGUGCUGGGGCCUGAGACGCUGUCGUGUCACCGCUCUGGACUGCUCCGGAGUUGGUGAUGCAGCUGCCCCAAGGGUCCCUCUGUAUCUAUCCUGGAACCAGGCUUCUCUUGGAACUAAAUGACUUUUCUCCCCUCGGUGUGUGGUAGCGGAGGGAUCAACCAGUGAUUUGAUAUGUGCUCACUUUUGAUAUGGCCAAUAAAACCAAACCCAACUGA
Messenger RNA from Callithrix jacchus (white-tufted-ear marmoset), 1855 nucleotides. RefSeq names its product damage specific DNA binding protein 2 (gene DDB2). Gene Ontology annotation, biological process: response to UV; DNA repair. Gene Ontology annotation, molecular function: protein binding; damaged DNA binding. NCBI's taxonomy places the organism in Eukaryota, Metazoa, Chordata, Mammalia, Primates, Cebidae. Gene Ontology annotation, cellular component: Cul4-RING E3 ubiquitin ligase complex; nucleus. The record is from RefSeq and is a predicted model, not a curated record.